AUGACCUCGGGCGAGUCAGCACAGCAAGCAAAGGAGCCAUGCUCUCCAGAGCUUGGACCAUUCAAGGACCAAAUAGCACGACCUCAAGAUCCAGAUAGUGAAAAUACCAAUGCCGAUCUUGCCUCGCUAAAGUACUCACUUCUUGGUCCGUCCUUGACAAAGGCCGGCCAGGACAAGGUUGAUCAGUCCAAGGUCGCCGAAGUUAUCUAUAAUUCUUCCAAAGGUUCCAAGUUCUUCAACCGUGAGGAGGAAAGAGACAAAGCCCUGACGGUCAAGAUUGAUCAAAUCCUCGCCAAAAAGCGACAGUUGGAGAAGCUAGACCUCUCUCGGGAGCUCAGGGCUGCAGAUGCGCUGCUUGCACAACUCGAGGCCUCACGUGAUCUUACUCAACACAUUGUUCAUAUCGAUUGCGAUGCCUUCUACGCCGCUGUUGAACAACUGGACCGUCCCGAGCUCGCAGACCUCCCCUUUGCCGUGGGUGGGGGCGUUCUGACAACCUGUAACUAUGUAGCUCGGAGAUUUGGAUGUCGAAGCGGCAUGGCCGGCUUCGUGGCAAAAAAGCUCUGCCCUGAGCUCAUUUUGCUUCCACUCAAUUUCGACAAGUAUAACGCAAAGGCUGCCGAGGUGCGAGAGAUCCUAGCAGACUACGACCCCCGGUUCGAAAGUGCCAGUAUUGACGAGGCCUAUCUCAACAUCACCCAGUACUGCAUCGACCACGGCAUGGAUGCUGCCGAUGUGGUGUCCCAAAUGAGAAGGGAGAUACAUGAAAAGACACACAUCACCGUGUCCGCAGGGAUUGCAGCCAAUGCACGUCUGGCGAAAAUCUGCUCCAACAUGAAUAAGCCUAACGGACAAUACGUUCUUCCUCGUGACCGGGUCGUCAUCAUGGAGUUCAUGCGGAACCUCUCGUGCCGGCAAGUCAACGGUAUCGGACGAGUUCUAGAGCGGGAGCUUGGUACCAUUGGCAUAAGCACCUGCGGCGACAUUUAUACUCAACGACAGUUCAUCGAGAAACUUUUCGGUGAGAAGACCUACAACUUCCUUUUGCGGUGCUAUCUUGGCCUUGGACGCACGAGCAUACAGCCUGCCGAAGAGUAUGAGCGCAAGAGUGUUGGAACAGAGCGCACGUUCCGUGACAUGGAUAAUCCGACCCAGUUACGUGAGCAGCUCAGACGAAUAGCAGAAGAGUUGGAAAAGGAUAUGCGGCGGGCUGAAUGCAAAGGUCGGACUCUCUGCAUCAAGGUUAAGCUACAUACGUAUGAGGUGCUCACACGUCAAAUAGCUCCGCCAAAGGCGGUCUAUCUCGCCGAUGACUUGUACGACUACGCACUGCCAAUGCUGGUGAAGCUUGAACAAGAGGUCCCUAAUAUCAAGUUACGCCUCCUGGGCCUCCGAUGUACCCAUCUACUCAGCACAAAAAGGCCAGAUACAAUGGCCUUUUUUGGGUUCAGACCGAGGAGGGCGGGCUCUGUAGAGACUGGGGAAUCUACCAGCCGCAUGAAUCCAAAGAAAGCCGCUGGCACUGGAGAAGAGUGGGAGGAGUGGCCCUCUGAAGCACGCAACGAUGUCCUCCUAGCUGAGCGCGCAGGGAGCAGCUCAGGGGCCGACAGUCCAUUCUGGAGACAUGGCAAAGAAGUUCUCCCCAACCCGAAGAAGGAAAAACAGCCUGCUGAGGUGAUGCAGGAGGAGCUUUGGGACUGCCCAAUAUGCAACCGACCACAAACGCCUGACGAAAGACAGUUCAAUGAGCACAUUGAUCUAUGUCUCUCGAGGCAAACUAUUCGAGACGCCAUUCAGCAGGUGGCUGCUUCAACCCCUCCACCCGGCAAGCCCAGUAUUCCUGAAGCAAAGAAGAGCAAAGAUAAGAAGAGAGGAAGGCAGUCAACAGCAGCCGAUCCUCGACAGAAGAAGCUUCGGUUUACAUGA
Podospora anserina S mat+ is the source of this 1926-nucleotide messenger RNA. RefSeq lists its product as uncharacterized. The record is from RefSeq and is a predicted model, not a curated record. The coding region runs from base 1 to 1926 and encodes 641 amino acids. The transcript is spliced from 2 exons. Gene Ontology annotation, molecular function: DNA-directed DNA polymerase activity; damaged DNA binding. Gene Ontology annotation, cellular component: nucleus. Lineage: Eukaryota; Fungi; Ascomycota; Sordariomycetes; Sordariales; Podosporaceae. Gene Ontology annotation, biological process: error-prone translesion synthesis.